AUGCCCCCUAAGCCGUCUUCAAGAGCCUGGGAUGGCCUUGAGCCAUCUUUGUCCGAAUGGACACUCGACGCCGUGGGCUCAAUGGGCUUCACGCGCAUGACGCCAGUCCAGGCCUCGGCCAUCCCUCUGUUUAUGCAACACAAGGAUGUUGUGGUAGAAGCGGUUACUGGAAGUGGAAAAACAUUGUCUUUCUUGAUCCCAAUUGUUGAAAAGCUACUGCGCCUUGAGGAGCCCCUCAAAAAGCAUCAUGUUGGAGCUAUUAUCAUUUCUCCCACGAGAGAAUUGGCCUCGCAAAUCUACCAAGUUCUUCUCUCGCUAUUGGAAUUCCACCCUGCCUCUGCUGUGGCCAUCAAGCCUGCCGAGGGUGAUGCGCCUCGUCCGAAGUCCUCCUCAUCGACAUUGAAGGUCGUCCCACAACUCCUCCUGGGCGGCAGUACCUCCCCAGCGGAAGAUCUGAGUUCAUUCCUCAAACGGUCACCCAAUGUUUUGGUUUCUACACCCGGAAGACUGUUGGAACUUCUUUCAUCGCCUCACGUGCACUGCCCCCAGUCCUCUUUCGAAAUGCUUGUCCUAGACGAGGCCGACAGACUUUUGGACCUUGGAUUCAAGGAGGAUUUGCAGAAGAUUCUUCGCCGAUUGCCUAAGCAGCGCAGGACGGGAUUGUUCAGUGCCAGUAUCAGCGAAGCUGUUGAUCAGAUCGUCCGCGUGGGUCUUCGCAACCCAGUAAAGAUCGCUGUCAAGGUGAAGGGAGGCGCUGGUGCCGAGGAUAAGCGUACUCCAGCAAGUUUGCAAAUGACCUACCUGACAACGCCUCCCCUUCACAAAUAUGCUAUUCUAAAGCAUAUCCUUUCCACAGUCCAGCCCACACCCCAGAAGACCAUUUUCUUCGUAUCGACAUGCUCAAGUGUGGAUUAUCUCGCCACCAUACUACCGAUAAUCUUGGGAGAUGAAUUCCUCAUGGUGCCGCUGCAUGGGAAACAUCAAGCCAACGUCCGUCAAAAGAACUUUAACCGCUUCACCACCGCUACAACCCCCGCCAUCCUACUCACCACUGACGUUGCCUCCCGCGGACUGGAUAUCCCAUCCGUCGAUCUAGUGGUCCAGAUUGACCCGCCAUCCGACCCCAAAACUUUCAUCCACAGAUGUGGCCGAGCAGGCCGUGCCGGUCGUCGAGGCCUCAGCAUUGUUCUCAUCCACCCUGGCCGCGAGGAAGACUAUGUUUCUUUCUUAGAAAUCCGCAAAACCCCUGUCGCACCCUAUAAUCUGACCGAAUUCACCGACGAAGAGGCCACAGCCGCUACAGACAAAGUACGCAAAGCAGUUCUCAAAGAUCGGGCCAUGCACGACAAGGGCCAGAAAGCAUUUGUCAGCUGGCUGCGCAGCUACAGCAAGCACCAAGCCAGCAGUAUCUUCCGGGUGGCAGAUCUAGACUGGGAAGCUCUCGGCAAGGCCUGGGGUCUUUUGAAGCUUCCCAAGAUGCCCGAGUUGCGCGCAUUCACCGGUGACAAAACCCUAGGUGUCAAGCUCGACUGGGACAACUACACAUACAAAGACAAGCAACAAGAAAAGCGACGCAAGGAAGCCAUGGCGGAGGCUGCUAAUGGCGGAGGUGCCGAGCAAGGAACCAAGCGUCGGGCUACUGAGAGUGUGGCUUGGAGCCAGAAGACAGAGGAACGAGACAAGAAGUUCAAGAAGAAGGAGAUCAAGAAGGCCCGCAAGGAGAAGGAUAGGUGGGAGCUACUGCCCGAGCAGGAGAAGAAGAAGGUCGAAGAAACGCAGCGUAUGUUGGAAGAGAUUCGUGCGAAGAACGAACAAGAGCGUCUUGCCAGACAAGCUGAGAAGGCCAAUGAGGCCAAUGGCAAAAAGCAUGAUGAUGAAUUCAAGGGCUUUGAUUAG
This is a messenger RNA of Penicillium arizonense, 1896 nucleotides long. It is a transcript of the gene spb4, whose product is annotated as ATP-dependent RNA helicase SPB4. Lineage: Eukaryota; Fungi; Ascomycota; Eurotiomycetes; Eurotiales; Aspergillaceae. Gene Ontology annotation, molecular function: nucleic acid binding; RNA helicase activity; ATP binding. The transcript has 3 exons. Bases 1 to 1896 code for a protein of 631 amino acids. The record is from RefSeq and is a predicted model, not a curated record. Gene Ontology annotation, cellular component: nucleolus.